Messenger RNA from Theileria equi strain WA, 2292 nucleotides. RefSeq names its product DnaK family member protein. Gene Ontology annotation, cellular component: cytosol; nucleus. Gene Ontology annotation, biological process: protein folding. The transcript is spliced from 2 exons. NCBI's taxonomy places the organism in Eukaryota, Apicomplexa, Aconoidasida, Piroplasmida, Theileriidae. The record is from RefSeq and is a predicted model, not a curated record. Gene Ontology annotation, molecular function: ATP binding; ATP-dependent protein folding chaperone. The coding region runs from base 1 to 2292 and encodes 763 amino acids.
AUGCCUGUAAUCGGUGUAGAUAUAGGAUCUUCCACAUCUACCGUGGCCACAAUCUCAAAAGGAGCAAUUGACAUCGUUUUGAACGAUGUAUCUCAGAGAUAUACUCCGACAUGCUUAUCUUACGCUCCUUUGCAACGCUUAUUUGGGGAUCAAUCUCAAUCUCAAAUAGUUUCAAAUUUCAAGAAUUCUUGCCGUGGGUUCAUGAGCAUGCUCGGUGUGAAACUAAGAGGUCAAGAUAGAGCUGGCGAAUUUAGUGUAACUGAACUGGAUGAAUUUUUCAGCUCGACUCCAUUAAAAUUGGAUGAUAAUGGCGUGUUGUCCUACCAGAUUGCAAAUGGUUCUUCUGUAUCAACUAAAAGUACACUUUCUGCACUGAUAGGCUAUAUCUCAUUUCUGACUGAGAUGUCUGAUAGCUACACCGGAGCCCUUUGCAGAGAGGCUGUUUUUUCUUAUCCUUCAUGGUUCUCUGAACUUCAGAAGAACUAUUUAUCCACUUGUGCUCGUGCGGCAGGCUUAAAUUGUCUAAAAGUAAUAAGUGAGGGAACUGCAAUGGCGCUUGAUUACGGUAUGUACAGAUUAAAGCAACUUAGUGACGAAGCUGCUACUACUGUUGCACUAGUCAUGAUUGGUCAUUCUCAUGCUACUCUUACAAUAGUUGACUUUUUUGCUUCUCAUUGUGUUGUCCUUUCUGAAGUUUCCGAUAAGUAUAUAGGGGGAAGGACAAUUGAUUACAUUCUGAUGAGUCAUAUGGCAAGCGAAUUUAGUAAAAAAUAUAAAAUUGAUCCAUUAAGCAAUGUUAAAACUAAGCUUAAAGUAGAAGCAGUUGCUUUAAAGGCUAAAAGGGUACUUUCUGCAAAUUCAGAGGCAUCUUAUUCUGCUGAAUGUUUGAUGGAAGAUUAUGAUCUUGCUGGAACUAUAAAAAGAGAUGAAUUUGAGAAAUUGUGUGAAUCAGAGUUUUUACCCCGUCUUACUACUAUGUUGAAUGAAGGUAUAAAAUUAUCUGGCAGAUCUGUAGAUUCUAUUUCCGCAGUUGAAAUUGCUGGUGGCAUUACUAGAAUUCCCUGCGUUCAAGCCAUAAUUUCCGGAGUUUUUAACAAACCUCUUAGUAAGACAUUAAAUGCUGAUGAAUGUAUCGCGAGGGGCUGUGUUUUGGAGGCCGCCAUAAGUAGUAAGCACUACAUGGUGCGUCAAUACAAAGUAGUUGAGCAGCUCUCUAGACCUUUAACCAUUUGCUGCCUACCUGGUUUAGGUGACCAUACUGAGAAAGAUCUGGUGACCGCCAAGUGUUACGAAGUAGCCCCAGCCGGAAGUAAGAAGUCGGAUGUAUUUUCAAUAAGACUCGAAGCUGGAUUGCCAUGUACAAUAUUUGCAUCUCUAGAUGAUCCAAGGGAUCCAUCUGGAGUUCAUGCCCUUGGUAGCUUCAGGCUUAACGCGACCUCUAAGGAGGGUGGAGAAGAUGAAGGAUUGGCUAUCAAGUGCGGAUUUGACGAAUUUGGAUCAUUUUACUUACUCUCAGAAUCAUGUGAAGUCGCUGUAUUUCCAGCCCACACUUUAGAUUUGGACACUCUUUCAGCCUUGGAAAAAGAGGAAUCUAAAAAGGACAAGACAGAGGUUCAAAGACUUAAGACACUUAACGACUUUGAAACUUUUAUAUAUAGUGUAAGGGACAAAAUGCAAGACACACAUAAGGAUUUUGUGGAACCAAAGAACGUAGAAAAAAUUGCAGGUGCUGUAAAUCACUGGCAAGACUGGCUUUAUAGCAAUUCUGGUGCCUCUCAGGAGGUUCUUCAGGAGGGAUUUGAUAAGGUCAGUGAGGAGUGGAAAUCGGUUGAACAUUUGUACAAUGUAUACACUGAAAAGGAGCUGGAGCUAGAGACUUUCUACAAGAAACUUCAGAACUAUUAUAACUUCUGCUGUGAUGAUAAGAGCCCUCGUUGGGGGGAUGCAACUGCCGAAGAGCGUUUGUCUUUCGCCAAGCGUCUUAUAGAUCUCGAUUCUAGCAUACGGGAAGCACACGAAAAAGAGGUUUCGCAACCAAAAUAUCUAAGUCCUCUCUUUACAAUGGCCCAAGUUGAGAUUCAGUUGAAGAUCAUCGCAGAUGAUAUCGAGAAAUUUUGCAAUGAUAAGAAAAAGGUUGCUGAGGUACCAAAGGAAGAUCCUCCAACGCAAGAAGCGGAUCCAAAGGAAUUCACUCAGGAUCAAGAAGCUCCAGCGGAUGCCUCGGCCAACAAUCCCGACCAAGCACCUGAUGAGAGCAAUGCAGACAUCACUAGUGAACCCACUGAAAAAUAA